GAUAAAUAAAAAUCUUUACAAUCUUUCAACUUCGAUCAUAAGAAAUCGGCCGCUGGGCAACUCCAAUCACAUCAUCCAACUUUUAGUCAACCCAUUGAUAUAUAUAUAAGAUCUCUUUAUGUAUAAACGAAACUUUUUUAUAUCCUAGUUCUCACACUCUUGCUUAUAGGCUAUAGCCAAUUGAUUUAUCAAUUUCUAUUUAUUUUUUUACUUGGCCUCUGCACAAUCACCAAGACGUGAUACCUCACAUGCGCUAUGGCCGAGAUGGGUCUUUAUAAAACAAAGUCUAAACAUUACAUUGAUACUUAUUAUCAAAUCACAAUCAUCAAUAUUUUCAUUCUCUCUUUAAUCACAUCUUCCUCCAUGGCUUCUUCUUCAUCUCCAGUUGAUUUUUCAACUGCAAUUCUAAUAAGGGUUGAUCAAUCAGGCAAAGGAGAUUUCAAUAAGAUUAAAGAAGCAAUUGACUCUAUCCCUCCCAAUCUAAACAACUCUCAACUUUAUUUCAUUUGGGUCAAGCCUGGAGUUUACCGAGAAAAAGUGGUGAUUCCUGCGGAUAAACCCUACAUAACAUUGAGUGGAACAAAAGCUUCCAACACAGUUCUCAUAUGGAGCGAUGGUGAAGACAUUUUGGAGUCACCCACUCUCACAGUCUUCGCAUCCGACUUCAUAUGCCGAUUUCUCACUAUUCAGAAUAAGUUCGGAACAGCGGGACAGGCGGUUGCGUUGCGAGUGGCAGCGGAUAAUGCAGCGUUCUACGGCUGCGUGAUAACGUCGUACCAAGACACUCUUCUCGACGACAAUGGAAACCAUUACUUCAAGAAUUGCUAUAUUGAAGGAGCCACUGAUUUCAUUUGUGGAAGCGCAUCGUCUCUCUACGAAAAGUGUCAUUUACACUCGUUGUCGCCGAAUAAUGGGUCGAUAACGGCGCAAAUGAGAUCGUCGGCGACGGAGAAAUCAGGGUUUUCAUUCUUGGGAUGCAAGUUAACCGGUACGGGCUCCACGUAUUUGGGAAGACCAUGGGGAGCUUAUUCUAGAGUUGUCUUUGCAUAUUCCUUCUUCUCUGAUGUGGUUGCACCUCAAGGAUGGAACGAAUGGGGAGACUCGAGUAAAAACAAUACUGUAUAUUAUGGUGAAUACAAAUGUUACGGUCCCGGAGCAGAUAGGAGAGAAAGGGUAAAAUGGUCGAAACAAUUAUCUGACGAGGAAGCCACCAUCUUCAUGAGCAAAGAUUUUAUCGGCGGCAAAGACUGGCUUCGACCUGCGCCUUCUCACUUCAAGGCUGCUCUCAAAUCAAACCCGAAAGAAUUAAUUGAUUAAUACUCUCUUUCUUUUCUUUUUUGGUCAAACAAAUGAUUAAUACUCUUCUUUGUAUAUAUAUCCUUUAUACAUAUCGACUGUAAUUAACUAUGUGUGAUAGUGUGUACAAUAUUUAAGACGGGUGAUACAACAAUACUCUCUGUAAAUGAACUUCUACAACCACCCAAUGAUUAUCACCCUUUAGUAUGGUAUAUACUAUAUAGUAAACCCCAGGAGAUUCAUAAAUUAAGAAAUUGAUAAAAACAAAUGAAACUUUUUGGGCAGAUACCAAGAAAUACAAAACCAAGAGAGAUAUUAGAAAGUUUUUCUCUCGAGGGUCUCUCCCUCCCGCUCUUCUCUAACCCUAGCGCCGCUAUCAGAUCUUGAUUCCGCUCCGGUGCUCGGGGGCUCCGGCCUUCGUUCGGCGCUCACGUUAGCCCCGACGCUGGAGGCUCCUCUCCUCGAUUUCUUUUGCUUCUCCGCUGCUUUCGUCCUUCCUAUCGCCUUGCUUGUUUCUCUGUGUUUGAAGCUUUCUUGGAGGCACCUUCGCUCGAGAGAAGCUCUGUGUCUGGUGUGAGUCCUUUAGUCAUGGAUCUACGGCGCGAUGGGUUCUGGCGGCGCUGUCGGAGAAGUCGGCGUUUAGGGUUUUGGAGGCGGUCCCUUGAGCCGCUUCUAGAGUUUGGCUGCGCGUGGAGGCGUGAGUCGGGCCUCUGUUCAAAUUUGAUCUCCGGUUUCCUAGAUCUGAGGUCUUUCGGUCUGUAAUGUUGCGGCGAAGGCUGCAGUUCGAUUGUCCUUUCCUUGGUGUCCUGGUAAGGGUGAGCUCUGUUUGUCUUCGCCAUUGGGGUAUCGGAGCUCUCUCUAGCUCGGUUGCAAGCUUAACCGAAGGCGGUGGUUUGUACCUCUUCUUAAGGUGGUGGCUCGUGGUAGGUCCAGAGGCGUGGUGUUGGUCGUCUAUGGUCACUCCGAGACGUCGCUGCGACCUCCCUCCCUUUCGGCUUGUUCUCUUCCCGGCUUGUGAUUCAGAACCGAUCUUUGAAGCUUUGUCGACUGGUUUUUUUGGUCUUUGCUCGUGUGCUUUUUGGUUCGAUUGCUCCGUUGUCACCGGUCGCAAUCUGUGACAUUGUAAGCUUACUGUACUUAUGUUUUCUAACACGGCGUUUGGAGAUGAUGCUCAAGGCUCUGUGUGGUCUGUGGGUCUCCUUGGUAUCGUCGGUGGCUCCAUCCGGUGUUGCGCACAUCCCAGUGCUGUGGCUUCCCCUUGGUUGCUCAUGGUAGUAUCGGUAGCACUAAUGCUUCUUGCAGGCCUUUCGAGCAGUUCAGGUUCUCGUGCAGCGGUCAACUUGUUCCCGACUUCUUGCUUACCGAUCUUGGUUUGGAGGUCAUUGUGUCUCUAAGCCAUUGGCCGGUCAAGGCGCUUUUGAAGAUUGUAUAGAGGGAGUUGAAGCAAUUUUCAAUGGUUUGUGUUCUUUUUCCCAACUUCAUUUGUGUUUGUGCUUAAUGACGGUGACGGUUAUAAGAUCUCGAAAAGAGCUAGCUACCCCAGAGACGUCACGGAAAUUCCCGGUAUCCGAGGCAACGAGGUGAACCUCACGUUCCCGUGGUCAACGUCGAAGGGGAUAACGGCUUUAGAUUCCUAAGGAUUUUAAAAUCAACUUAGCGGAAUAUGCAUGGUUUAGUGGGCGGGUGAAACUCGAUUGUAAUACAUUGAUUUAGGAGCUUUUGUUCUGAUCGAACUUGUAACCUGAACUGAUUGCCCGGUUUACAGGACGAUUUUAGUAUAAGUAAUUUAAAAAAUAAUAAUAAUAAUAAAAUAAAAUGAAACUUUUUGAGAAGAUAA
This is a messenger RNA of Brassica napus (rape), 3133 nucleotides long. RefSeq names its product putative pectinesterase 11. Gene Ontology annotation, molecular function: pectinesterase activity. Gene Ontology annotation, biological process: cell wall modification. The transcript is spliced from 5 exons. Lineage: Eukaryota; Viridiplantae; Streptophyta; Magnoliopsida; Brassicales; Brassicaceae. The coding region runs from base 256 to 1317 and encodes 353 amino acids. The record is from RefSeq and is a predicted model, not a curated record.